CUCCUCUAGAACUGAUACUGGAAGACGACCGCCGUGCCGCGGAAGCACUAGGGCUGUCUGGGGAGGCAGCUGGCCAGUAUCCGUUUGACACAGUCGAGUUCUUUACUGGAAAGUUGAGUUCUUUACAGGAUAAGGGUAUUGGGGAAUCGAAUUCCUUGGAAGACGUGGCAUCAAUACAGACUACUUGUCCAUCAGCUCCAAGCUCCAUUGACAUCGGCGAAGCAUGCUACAGUGAAAUAUGGCGUGCCGCAGGAUGUACAGAACCUGCGCCACACUUCAGUGACUGGCAUCGUGCUCAAUCUCUUGAGGGCUUACGGCACGACUCCGAACAAUGGGCGACAAUGGACUCCGAAAAACACCGUCAAGGGUGUUAUGGAUCGACGGCGAAAGCGAAGGUAGCGCAAAAAACUCAGCACCUUGAAGAUCGAGAUCAUAUUGAGGUUGCAAAAAGUACUAGUACAAGUAGAACAAUGAAAGAGGAUGUUAAUCAUGGCCACUCCGAAGCAGAACGUCAAACAGUCGAAGAUACAACAACUACCAAAACUACCAAAACUACUUCUAUCAUUUCGACCACCGCUUUGCCUAGUAGUACUUCCACAACAACAACAUCUAUAAUAUCCGAUUUAAGUAAAGAACAGAAGCUUGAAUUACUCCGCAAUUUGAUUCCUGUAAUCGACGCACAACGAGCCGAAGCCUAUGCAAAUUUUUUCCGAAGGAUUGAGGAGCUCACGAAUCAGCCCAAGCCUGACUAUUUCUCGUUAGAACGCAAACCCCGUUUCAUCCUGGAACAUAUGCAACUCGCCAAGACCACUAAACUUCGUGUUCGGGAUUACAGGGAUGACCGAAAUUGCCGACAUGCCAAAAAC
This is a messenger RNA of Amoebophrya sp. A25, 866 nucleotides long. The record is from the annotation of a GenBank genome assembly. Lineage: Eukaryota; Dinophyceae; Syndiniales; Amoebophryaceae.